AUGACCUUUACCUUUGAAGUUACCAUUUUAGGUGGUAGUGGAGGACCCAUUGAGAAUGAUUGCCAAAGUUUUUUAAUUAGACCAUAUGGCUCAGAUGUUGUUGAUUCCAUAUGUGUCGAUGCAGGAACAGGCUUAGGCUCUCUAUACAAUUUGGUAGCACAAAUAGGUACUUCGGAUGAAGCGAAAGUUAAUGACUACUAUAAUCAAAAUGUAACGACUAGAAAGGUGUUCAACGAUGUAAAUGUUGCAUACACAAACGGUUUUUCUAGUUCGCUAAAAAAAGUUUUGAGUGAAAAGUACCAAAAUUUAAAUCAUUGGGAAACUACUAUUCUGUUGUAUAAUGGUAUCCGGGAUUAUUAUAUUACACAUCCGCAUCUAGACCACAUAGCCGGUCUUAUCAUAAAUUCACCUCUUGCUUAUGAAAUCAGCUUUGGUACUUCAAAAAAUGUGUAUGGGCUAACUUCCACAAAAGAAGCUCUAACAGAUCAUAUAUUUAACGAUACUAUAUGGCCUUCUUUGAAUAAGCUAAAAUAUCCUAAAAUAAACUUAAACGCAUUGAAACAAUGCAGGACUCAUGAUAUUGCCAAUUUUCCAUGGACAACAACUCCAUUCAAAGUAAAUCAUGGGUGUGGCGCUUGUAAUGGAGAACCAAACCAUAGCACAAUUUAUUGCAUAAGACAUAAUAGGACAAGCGAAGCUAUCGUAGUAUGCGGUGACCUCGAAAAUAAGGCCUCAAUUGAUACCCUUGAUUCAUAUUUACAAACUUUUACAAAUUGGUUAACUAAUAAUAUACUUGCAGAAAACUUUAAAGGUAUCUUAAUAGAAUGCUCUUCCCAAACUGUCCCUGAUGGAACCCCAUUAUUUGGCCAUUUGUCACCACCACACUUAAUCUCUCUUUUAAAACUCCUUCUUAAAAAAUAUAAUGAUAUUGAUCAAACUAUUAGCGAGUUAAAUGUUAUUGUUACUCAUGUGAAAUAUACUUGCGGUAACGAGGACCCCCGACUUACUGUAUUAUCUGAACUCAGAAACCUGGCGAAGUUCAAUAAUCUCCAUAACUUAAAUUUUAGCUAUGCUUCACAGGGAACCACCUACUACCUUUAG
Messenger RNA from Nakaseomyces glabratus, 1101 nucleotides. RefSeq names its product 3',5'-cyclic-nucleotide phosphodiesterase PDE1 (gene PDE1). The record is from RefSeq and is a predicted model, not a curated record. Gene Ontology annotation, biological process: negative regulation of glucose mediated signaling pathway; cAMP catabolic process. Gene Ontology annotation, molecular function: 3',5'-cyclic-GMP phosphodiesterase activity; 3',5'-cyclic-AMP phosphodiesterase activity. NCBI's taxonomy places the organism in Eukaryota, Fungi, Ascomycota, Saccharomycetes, Saccharomycetales, Saccharomycetaceae.